Cladocopium goreaui is the source of this 633-nucleotide messenger RNA. NCBI's taxonomy places the organism in Eukaryota, Dinophyceae, Suessiales, Symbiodiniaceae. The record is from the annotation of a GenBank genome assembly.
AUGUCAACCAGCAAUGCUCAGAUGAGACCCUGGGACACCCAGUUGCCUGGUACCAUGUCCUUGGUAGAUUGGGCCUCAAUGGGUGGCUUAUCCAAAUCGGACAUGAUCAACGAGAAGCAAAGUGAGAAUGGUGCUAUGGUCAUUGCUUUGCGGUUCGUAGGCUUCAUCUUGAUGUGGUUGGGCCUCCAACUUGUCACAGGGCCCAUUGCACUGAUGCCACAGAUCGUUCCUUGUUGCGGCGAGAUGAUCGGAGAGAUGGUUGGAUGUGCUUUGUGUUGCAUGAACUGCUUGAUUUCGUUGGCCCUCUCAUUGACUGUCAUUGGUGUUGCUUGGUUGAUGGCCAGGCCCAUCCUUGGCAUUGGGCUGUUGCUGGUUGCAGCUGCAGCCGUUUGUGGUGCCGGGGUGCUACGCAACAAGUUCCGCAAGAACGCCCGAGAGCCUAGCAUGUCGCAGCCCUUCAUGGCACCGCAGAUCAACAUGGCACCAGCACCUCAGCAGCACGUGCAGGUGGUGUGUCCUCAAAAUGCCGUGCCUGGACAAAUGCUCAUGGUGCAAUGCCCAGAUGGACUUCAACGACAAGUUCAGGUACCACAAGGGGUGUUUCCUGGACAGACCUUCCAAGUGAUCAUUUGA